CUGUGCGAAGCUCAUUCCUCGAGCUUCCACCCCUGAGGGUAACACGGCUCAGUGCUCACUGGCACAGGGACGAGGCCACCACCACCUUCUGCCACAGAGACAUGGAGCAAGAGACAUUGGAGCCCUUUUUCAAAGUGGUGAAAGCCCUCCUGGUGCUGGACAGCGAUGGCUACCGUCUCUAUGGCAAGUACUUUGAUGACGACGCCUUCUGCGGUCCAGAAAGACAGAGCGCGUUCGAAACGAAACUUUUUUCCAAAACCAAACACACAGACAACGAGGUGAUGAUGCUGGAGGGCUGCACAGUGCUGUAUCGUCCCAGCAUGGACGUUUGUGUCUAUGUGGUGGGAGAAUCGUGCGGCAAUGAGCUCAUGCUGCUGUCGGUGCUGGAAUGCUUGCUCAAGCUGCUCAAUCUCAUGCUGGGGAGCGUGGAGAGGAGCGCUGUGCUGGAUAACAUAGACGCCCUCCUCCUUGCUGUGGAUGAGAUCGUGGAUAGAGGGGUGGUGCUGGAGGUGGACGCUGAGGCUGUCCUGAGCAGGCUGCAGCCCAAGGUUAACUACAUACCUGUGACGGAACAGACGAUGUCCCAGCUCAUGCAGACUGCCAAGCAGCACAUCAAGUGGCCGCUCCUGCAGUGAGCGUGGUGUCAGAGUGAUGUGCGGCAAAUGGGAUGGCGUGCUGGACAUUACGUUACUGUGCCUGUGGUGGCAAGGAGUGUUAUCUCCCUCGCCUGGUAUGCAGGGGGAUCGUGUGGUUCGACCCUGACACCUGCUGUAUUUUAGGAAUUUGCAUGUUUUGUCCCCCCGGGUUUUUCCGCCCUCCACAUUUAGAAUCAAAAUGC
Messenger RNA from Petromyzon marinus (sea lamprey), 838 nucleotides. Its product is annotated as coatomer subunit zeta-1-like. NCBI's taxonomy places the organism in Eukaryota, Metazoa, Chordata, Hyperoartia, Petromyzontiformes, Petromyzontidae. Gene Ontology annotation, biological process: intracellular protein transport; intra-Golgi vesicle-mediated transport; retrograde vesicle-mediated transport, Golgi to endoplasmic reticulum. Gene Ontology annotation, cellular component: COPI vesicle coat. The record is from RefSeq and is a predicted model, not a curated record.